This is a messenger RNA of Rhododendron vialii, 2048 nucleotides long. RefSeq lists its product as uncharacterized. NCBI's taxonomy places the organism in Eukaryota, Viridiplantae, Streptophyta, Magnoliopsida, Ericales, Ericaceae. The transcript is spliced from 6 exons. The record is from RefSeq and is a predicted model, not a curated record. The coding region runs from base 738 to 1655 and encodes 305 amino acids.
GGACUCUAAAUGAAAGAUUAAUUUUAUUCAGCGAGUGAGGAGGAGAGAUACACUGGGUCCACUGGGAAGCUUUUGUUUUUUUUCCCCUUCAUUGCAAUGCUUGUUCGUCCUCUUCAAUAUCACGGAUUCACUCUCAGGUUGUUACACAUCCUGUGGCAUCUGAGAAGUCGGACAAUAAGCUGGGUAGUACUGUAGUAUAUUGAAGCAACCAUUGUUUUCUUUUUCUUUUCUUCGUAAUGUUUCCGUGUAGGAAAUGAAACUGAUUUGUGAUAUUGGUAUUGAAUAAAAUGGGAAGCUAACUUUUGCGGAGUCUAUUUCCAGCGAAUGGGUAAUUGGUUCCUGAAGAUAAAAUUGGAUCGGAUGGGAUGUAGAUACAAUUGGAUUGAAUGGGUUAAUGGGAGUGGUUGAGAUCCAAGAAGAGAUGGGUUGGAGAUGAGAGUUAGCUGUGAAUUCUGCCUACGUAGCAGACCAUUUUCCAGGAAUCGAAACAAACAAUCGGAGCAUACCUUCUCUCUCUUUUCUAUCUCCCCAAAACAAAAAUCAAAGCCUUUGAACUGUGGAUCAUAGAAAAUACUCUUGUUGGUAUUGCCUCACUGCAGGAGACUAAUAUUACUUGGAGACUAACCACGCUAUUCACCAGAUUUCCGACCGGAGGUAAUACUGUAUUGGGUAUCCUUUCCAUCAUUUAGAUGGAUGUCGGUCCAUGAGUUAAGUCAUCCUUUUACUUGAGAGUGCCAAUGUCGGGCUAUGCCCAUCAAGCGGAGAGGGAACAUUCCAACCAGAGUCUUUCAAGUGGAAGAGGUUCAGGUAUGGAAAGCCGUGAUGUGAUGGAGACAGGGUUUUAUAUGACACCUUUUGCUGCAAUUAUUUUCAUUGCUGCACUUGCGACAGUCGGGGUUUUGUUGAUAACUUUGCUUGUUGCAUUAGCAGUAAUGUUGCAUUCCUGUGAAAAUCGGUGCACAGGAGUUGUUGGUACGUCAAAAUCAUAUGAAAAUUACAGUUACUGCAAGAUCUUUACUCUGCAUGCUGAGCUCAAUAAAGUGGAUGUUAGUGAUUUCCCUGAAAUCUGUAAGAUUACUGCAUUUUAUUACGUGAAAGAAGGUCAAUACUUGAGAGAUCUAAAUCUUACAAUAGGAAUGGCGGAAGACUAUUUUAACAGUGUUAAGCCACUAGAGGAUGGUCUGGACUUGGUGUUGAUGGACAUAGAUGACUUCUUCCCUUCAAGUACUCAUUAUGAUGAUCCAUUGCAGUCUCGAUUCAGUCUUCUUGGUUGUGAGGAUUGCCUUAGAGAGGCAGAAAAUCUGAAGCACAAGUUCAUAAGGAAAUUGUACACGAAACUUCAAGAGGGUGGGUGGCUGUUGGUUUUGUUCUCAAGGAAACCUGAGAAUCAACGGAAUGCCAUCAUAGAGCACCUUAUUUCUGCUGGGUAUGGUGCUUGGUCUUCAUUGGUUAUGAGAUUGGGCGAGGAGCUGCAAAUGGAUAGCAGUGAACAUCUUUCAAGACUAAGAAACACGCUGCAGAAGCAGGGUUUCCGCAUAAAAGCUGUAAUUAGCAGCCAGAUGGAUGCUUUUACCGGCCCGCACUCAGGGAAGCGAAUGUUCAAGCUUCCGAGCCUCAUCUAUCACAAUACAGAUAAUUAUAAUCUUGUAAGCUAAAAUCUGCCUCAAUAAAAAGAAGGAUAUUGCAGGUGGAGAAAUGCUACCAUAUUACGUCAUUUUUCUGAGGACGUGUCCCCUUUCUACUCCAUGCAUAUAUGUCCUCAUUGGAGCCAUUACAAAACGUACAUUCUAGUCAACCUUAAUUCUUGGAAAUUCUGAAGUUUUUACAUUCAGUAUUGUUUCGAGUACGAGGGACAAUCUGUGAGUUGCUUUCUAUAGAUCUGGUAGUCUCACAAUUGGUUGAGGUCUGCUUCUGUGUCAAAAGGUUUGUAUUAUAGCAUAUUAUGAGAACAAGUGAGUGUUGUAUUUGCUGGUGGAAAUAGAUGGUGCCAGGAAAAAUUUCUUUUGUUUGGAUACCGGAAUGGCUUGAAGAAUGGCAGACAUUAUUUC